CCCUUUGAAAUCACAAUCUAGGGUUUCAAAAAAAAAUUCCCAAUCCAAUCGGUAAAACCCUAAUUCGCAGAGAGGGAAAAAAUGGGAGGAAAGUGUCCUCACAGGAGCGUGAAGAAGCGUAGAUACUCUCACAAGCAGUUUCGCCGUGCGAAAUUCCUUGUCAAAGGAGACGAUGCUGUUUACGAUGAGCUGUUAAAGCCGGAGGAGCAACGGAAAGAGUUGCCCGUCGACGAAGAUCUUCCCGGAAUGGGUCAAUACUACUGUAUGCACUGCGAUCGAUAUUUUGCAAAUGUUACUGUGAGGGAUGAGCAUUUCAAGACGAAGAAGCACAGGAAGCGUGUGAAAAUAAUGAUGGGCCCUCGACCGCACACCCAACUUGAUGCCGACUUAGCUGCUGGAAUGGGCAUGCCAGAUAAUGGUCCAAAGCUAAUGUCAAUGAGUUAGAGCUUCCCCCCUCCUGUUUACAACUCAUUUGACACUGGUAGAGGAACCGUCUCUCCGUCUCUCUCCGUCUCCCAGUAUAGUAAGUUUAGAAGAUACCUAGCAGAGCACAUUACCUUGGUGUUUCUUGUUUGGCCUAGAUUCGCUGAGAUGAUGCUAGCUAGUGACUACCUACUAUGUUUUGUUUCUACUGUAUCAAAACACAGAUUGCUUAAAGAACCGCCGUCUUUGAAUCUAUAUGUCAAUUUAUUCAAUUUGGGUUCGAUAGCUAAACGCUGAA
Messenger RNA from Solanum lycopersicum (tomato), 721 nucleotides. NCBI's taxonomy places the organism in Eukaryota, Viridiplantae, Streptophyta, Magnoliopsida, Solanales, Solanaceae. The record is from RefSeq and is a predicted model, not a curated record.